Helianthus annuus (common sunflower) is the source of this 1710-nucleotide messenger RNA. Its product is annotated as exocyst complex component EXO70I. The transcript has a single exon. Gene Ontology annotation, biological process: exocytosis. Gene Ontology annotation, molecular function: phosphatidylinositol-4,5-bisphosphate binding. The record is from RefSeq and is a predicted model, not a curated record. Gene Ontology annotation, cellular component: exocyst. The coding region runs from base 1 to 1710 and encodes 569 amino acids. NCBI's taxonomy places the organism in Eukaryota, Viridiplantae, Streptophyta, Magnoliopsida, Asterales, Asteraceae.
AUGGCUUCCCAUUGCGCCACUUUCGCCAUCAGAGACCAUGUCCAUCGUGCACUCCCAACCGUUUCAGCCGCUUUGAAUGUCUACCAGUUGGUGAAUGAACUCCGGACCAAGGUGUCAGCACACUCCUCUUCUGACCUCACCAGCUAUCUCUCUCACAUCAAGCAGUUCAGACAGGCGCUCACACUUCUCACCAACACUUGCAAACUAGCAAUCCUGUGGGUUCAAGACACCACUGCUUUAGAUAAUGUUCUGCAUUUACUUGAACAAUUGCGGGACACAGAGAAGCGCUGCCUUCACGAUCAAGGGAUUCUAGGUGUCGCCUUCAGUGUCCUCCAAGAUGAGUUCCAUGAUCUUUUGAUCCAAAACAGUUCGCCUGUUCCGGUUCCUUCCUCACUUUUCUCAUCUGGUGAUGAGGACACUGAUCCUUUACCACAACCUGUUUUGCCUAUUCGUGUUGUAGACAACCUUAAAGCUAUUGUAGGUUGCUUUCCGGCAUGUGACAGCCGGCGGUUCAUGUCUAUAUAUGUCGAGGUUCGUAUCACGACUGUUAAAAUGAGUUUACAAGGUCUUGAUUUGGAUUAUUUGGAUAUCUCUUUAUCAGAAUUUGAUAGCGUGCAAGACAUAGAAGGCUACGUAGACGAAUGGGGGAGGCAUUUGGAGUUUGUAGUCAAGAAUGUGCUUGAACUGGAGUACACACUCUGUCACCAGGUGUUUGGCCAACUAGAUUGCUUCUCCAGGAUCGCACUCCGGUCAGGAAUACAAGGUUUUAUCAAAUUCGGGAACACGAUCACAAAAGCCAAGAAAGAAGCCAUCAAGCUAUUCAAGCUGCUGGAUGUCUUUGCCGUGCUCCAUAAUCUGAGACAGGAUUUCAAUAGGUUUUUCGGUGCGAAACCCUGUUCAGAAAUUCAAACCCAGACAAGGGAUCUCAUCAAGAAGCUUGUCAACGGGGCAUCCGAAAUUUUCCAUGAGCUAUCAGCACAAGUUCAGCUUCAAAGGCUAAUGGAUCCACCUCCGGAUGGCUCGGUUCCAAGACUGGUUAGUUUUGUGACAGAAUAUUCGGAAGAGCUGCUGGAUGAUGACUACAGACCUGUACUGGACCAGGUUCUUGAAAUCCACUGCAGCUGGUACAACAACGAAAAGAGACAUGUUGUUUCGGUUGAGGUUCAGAACAUAAUGAAAUCCCUGGAACUUAACAUAGAGACAUGGGCAAAUAGAUAUGAAGACGGCGCUUUGCGUUGUAUUUUCAUGAUGAACACCAGUUGCUACCUGAGCAAACAUGUAAAGGGUACAAGGCUAGGGGAUCUAAUGGGGGAAUCUUGGUUGAAGCGACAUGAGGAUCGCGUGGAAUACUAUGCACAACUUUAUCUGAGAGAGAGUUGGGGAAAGAUGUUGUUGACCAAUAGUGAAAGAAUCAAAGGAUUCACGGAGGCAUUUGAUCAAGAAUAUGGAAAACAAUCGGGGUGGGUGUUGUGUGACAACAGUUUGAGAUGGAAAACCGGGCAGCUAAUAGUGGGAGUCAUAAUUCCUGUUUACAAGAGGUUGGUAGAAAGAAGCAGUAACAAGUAUGUAAAAUAUAGUUCAGAGAGCAUAGAGAAUAUGGUGACUUCCAUGCUUCAGCCCAAGUACGGCAGCAACAUCAAGUUGUUGGAUCGGAUCAGGAGCGUGGUUGCAGGACGCUUCUCACCAACAACUACAAUUGCUGCAGCUUGA